GGUUAUAGCUGGCGCGCCCAAAUUCAUACGAGGAAGUACCGUACUAUUAUAAAAAGCCCACAGCCGAAAAUACGAACCAUCAGUCGAUUGUUUUUUAAACGAGCAACAAGAACUACCCUAACCAAAACAACAAUGUACAAAUUCUUGGUACUCGCAGCCACUUUGGCUUUCGCCGCCGCUGGCCACAUCGCUCUUUCCCCCGUGGCUUACUCCGCCCCUGUAGUGGCAGCAGUCCCCUCAGCAGGUAUCGUCCACAAGAGCGUCCAAGCCCAAACCAUCGUCGACCCUCCAGUAGUCAAAACCGCCAUUCAAUCCGCACCUGUAGUAGCUUACUCCGCCCCUGUAGUACACGCUGCACCCGUAGUAGCUCACGCUGCACCCGUAGUAGCUCACGCUGCACCCGUAGUACACGCUGCACCAGUUCUAGCUCACGCUGCUCCCGUAGUACACGCUGCACCAGUAGUAGUAUCCGGCCCAUCAGUACACAAGACUGUCCAAGCUACCAACAUUGUGCACAGAGCUCCAGAAGUACACACUGAAGUCCACGCCGCUCCCGUUGUGCUCAAGACUGUACACGCUGCUCCCCUUGUACAUGUCCAUUAAAGUCUGACGAAUGUACCUAAUUCUCGCAAGUGCCAAAAAAAACGA
Sitophilus oryzae (rice weevil) is the source of this 648-nucleotide messenger RNA. RefSeq names its product cuticle protein 16.5-like. The transcript has 2 exons. The coding region runs from base 133 to 603 and encodes 156 amino acids. Lineage: Eukaryota; Metazoa; Arthropoda; Insecta; Coleoptera; Curculionidae. The record is from RefSeq and is a predicted model, not a curated record.